This is a messenger RNA of Musca vetustissima, 1259 nucleotides long. Its product is annotated as peptidyl-prolyl cis-trans isomerase FKBP8. Gene Ontology annotation, molecular function: protein binding; peptidyl-prolyl cis-trans isomerase activity. NCBI's taxonomy places the organism in Eukaryota, Metazoa, Arthropoda, Insecta, Diptera, Muscidae. The coding region runs from base 31 to 1254 and encodes 407 amino acids. The transcript has 8 exons. The record is from RefSeq and is a predicted model, not a curated record.
GAGAAAGAUAAAAAACGCUUUGUCAUCACAAUGGACGCUGAGAAAUCCAGCAAUAGCUCUUUUGAAGAUCUUUCGAAUUUAAAUGAAGCCGACAAGGCCGAUAUGAAAGCCGCCUCCGAAGCAUUGUUAGACAAAGAACGGCAAGCAGCAAAAGCUGCCGCUGGUGGUAGUGACGACAACAAUGGAGCAGGUGAAGAAACAAAGACCGCGAACGCCGAGGAGGAGGAGGAAGAUGUUUGCGAUGUUUUGGGCAAUGGUCAGCUAGUAAAACGUGUUUUGAAAAAGUCCAAAGUUAACAAACGUCCACAGCGAGGCGAUAAAGUUACUUUGAACUUUACGGGCAAAUUGGACGAUGGCAAGGUGGUGGAAAAGCAAGAAAACUUUCAAGUGCAUGUGGGCGAUUUUGAGGUAAUCCAAGGUUUGGAUAUGGUCAUACCCUUGAUGAAUGUGGACGAAGUAGCUGAAGUAAAAGUUGAUCCCCGCUUUGCUUAUGGUUCAUUGGGCUUGAAAAAUGACUCCGAUCCUGAACUGAGCAUUCCCCCAGAUUCUAAGCUUACCUAUGAAGUGCAUUUAUUAGAUACCAAAUAUGAAGACUACUCGGAUUUGAAAUCAUAUGACAUUCGCAAGAAAUAUGGAACCCGCAAAAAGGAACGUGCCAAUUUCUGGUAUAAUCGCAGUGAAUACAAUACCGCCAUACAAUUAUAUAGACGUGCCCUAGAAUAUUUGGAUAAUCGUGAUGGUGAUCCUGAAAAUGAAUUCGACAAAGAAGAUAUUGAUCUGAGUAACAAUGAAUUGCAAUCUCUAUUAGAUGAUCGUUUAAUUGUCUAUAAUAAUUUGGCAAUGGCCCAAAUUAAAAUAUCUGCAUUUGAUGCUGCAUUACAGUCGGUGGAGCAUGUUUUACGGUGUCAGCCAAAUAACUCAAAGGCUUUGUACAGAAAAGGACGGAUUCUUGAGGGUAAGGGUGAUACAAAAGGAGCCAUAUCAUUGCUACAGAAAGCAGCAACAUUGGAACCCGAAAAUCGAACUAUUCAACAGGAUUUGGCCAAAUUAAUCAUUAAGGCCAGACGUGAAGAACACAACGAAAAGAAAAUGUAUCAGAAAAUGUUGGGACAAGCCAAUAAAUUGGAACAGAAAAACAAACAACCACAAAAACAACAAACUGUUGAAAGUUCUAAGCUGAAAUUACUGGGCUAUCUAAUGGGUUCCAUAUUGAUUGGUGUUGCUGGUGUGGCUAUGUAUCGUUAUAAAUAUUAAAACAA